Molecule: messenger RNA, 1427 nt
Organism: Octodon degus (degu)
Lineage: Eukaryota; Metazoa; Chordata; Mammalia; Rodentia; Octodontidae
Gene: Arfgap3
Product: ADP ribosylation factor GTPase activating protein 3
Exons: 14
Coding region: 52-1368 (438 amino acids)
Biological process (GO): COPI coating of Golgi vesicle
Molecular function (GO): GTPase activator activity
Source: RefSeq, a predicted model, not a curated record
UCCAGAUCUACAGAGCUGGAUUCCAACUGGUCAUGGUUUCAGCUGCGGUGCAUGCAAGUGGGAGGAAAUGCCAAUGCCUCCUCCUUUUUCCACCAGCAUGGCUGCGACACCAACGACACCAACGCCAAGUACAACAGUCGCGCCGCCCAGCUCUACAGGGAGAGGGUGAAGUCGCUGGCGUCCCAAGCCACACGGAAGCAUGGCACUGACCUGUGGCUCGACGGCUGCGUGCUUCCGCCUUCAUCCCCGCCUCCAAAGGAGGAGGACUUUUUUGCCUCUCACGUCUCUCCUGAGGUAAGCAGCACAGCGCAGGCGUCUGCACAACCAGAGCCCUCGCCUUUAACACCUUGGGUCAUGGGAACUGCUCCUGGCGAUGACAAAGAUGAUCCCAAACAAGCACCAAGUGUGGAAGGACUGAGUGCCCCAGCGAAGCCUGCUUCAGAGGUUUCCUCUAUCAUAAAAAAGAAACCAAAUCAAGCUAAACGAGGACUGGGGGCCAAGAAAGGAAGCCUGGGAGCCCAGAAACUGGCGAGCACAAGCUUUAGUGAGAUCGAAAAGCAGGCCCAGGCGGUGGACAGGAGGAAGGAGCAGGAGGACCUGCUGGCCAGGGCUGCGCCUAAGGAAGAGCCCACCGUGUCAUCCUUACGAUUAGCCUAUAAGGAUCUCGGAAUUCAAAUGAAGGAUGAAAAAAUGAACAUGAGUGACAACAAAAAAGUGGAAGCGGAGAGACUUGGCAUGGGGCUGGGCAGCUGCAGGAGUGGCAUUUCGCAUUCAGUGACUUCAGAUAUGCAGACCAUAGAGCAGGAGUCUCCCACGCUGGCCAAGCCGAGAAAAAAGUAUCAGGAGGACAGUGACGAUUCCUAUCUGACCUCCAGCUCCAGGUACUUUGACGACCUCGUGGAGCUGAGAGGCAACUCCUUCUCAGACUGGGAUGACAGCUCUGACUCUUACUGGAGGAAGGAGGGUGGCAGAGACACUGAGGUGGCCAGCAGGAGCCCGGGUGCCUCCGACAGGCCUGCCGCGCGCCGCAAGCCCGACUGCGCGCCCUCAGAGAGCGUGGACGAGGCCCAGAAGAAAUUUGGCAAUGUCACGGCCAUUUCCUCCGACAUGUACUUCGGAAGGCACGCCCAAGCCGACUAUGAAGCCAGGGCCCGCCUGGAGCGGCUCUCGGCCAGCUCAGCCAUCAGCUCUGCUGACCUGUUUGAAGAGCAGCGAAAGCAGCCGGCAGGCAACUACACCCUGUCCAGCGUGCUGCCCAACGCCCCCGACAUGGCGCAGUUCAAGCAGGGCGUGCGGUCGGUGGCUGGGAAGCUCUCGGUGUUCGCCAAUGGGGUCGUGACCUCCAUCCAGGACCGCUACGGCUCUUAAUCCACUUCCUGGGACCGCGUAGUGCCGUGCGGACACCUGUGCGCACUCCCGGGCCUUUC